UAAUAUAUGGGUAUAAUUAUGAAAGAGGGUAGCAUCAAUUAUCGGCGACAGAUUUAUGUACCUACCUACGUAUCAUCUUUCUCUUUCAAUAAAUGGUGGUUACCAAGCAGACGUGUCUUGUGCUUUCUCUCCGUUCUAGAAGUUCCUAGCUGGCCGGUGUACCCAUAGACUUUUCAGUGGCGACGAGAUCGAGGAAUAAACGCGUGUGGAACAUUUUUUUUUUAAGUCAAGUGGACAAAAGUGAAUAUCACAGUUACAAUGUCGAUCGGUAAAGUUGGUGCGUUCGAUGUGCAUAAGGAUAAUUGGGACUUAUAUGUGGAACGAUUAGGCCAAUAUUUUCUGGUAAACGACGUUAAACCGGCAGUGCAAGUGGCAACGUUAAUCACCGUCAUGGGUAGUGAGGCGUACGAGCUCAUGGCGAAUUUAUGUUCACCGGACAAGCCGUCAACAAAAAAAUACGAUGACCUUGUGGCAGUUAUGAAGAAGCACCUACAGCCAGCUCGCAGUACCAUGGCCGAACGAUUUAAAUUUCGUCAAAGGACACAAAAAAGUGACGAAACCGUGGCGGAAUAUACCGCGGAGUUGAAAAAGUUAACCAAAGAUUGUGGUUUCGACGAGACUAGUUUAAAAGACAAUUUACGAGACCAAUUUGUGUGUGGCGUUCGUAAUGACAGUAUUCGGCAAAAGUUAUUUACGGAAGAUAACCUAACAUUUGAAAGAGCAUUUAAAGUGGCGGUGGCGAUGGAAGCUGCGGAAAAUCAUGCGGCGUUGGUACAGGACCGUUCUAUAACAGGGGAGGGAGUAUCAUCGUCCACGAUGGCAACGGCAGUGCAUCAGCUGGCCGCGGUCAGACGCGACAAGCGGCAGUCGGCGGGGCCGGAGCGCUAUGCAUCGCGCGGUUCAAAGGUCGUGCAGUGCGACGGGUCAAAGGGCGCCAGCGGCACGGGCGCGGGCAAGGGACGAGCGGUUAGGAACACUGCAGACGGGAAGGGAGGACAAACUCAGCAAUGUCCGACGUGCGGAGGGCCACAUGUGCACAGUUUGUGUAAAUUUAAAGCCUAUGUUUGCAGAGUUUGUAACAAAGAAGGGCAUCUUAAGAAAAUGUGUCCAAAUAUGAGGAAAAAUGUGUCAUUUCAUGCGAUGUUAGAAGAACAGGCAGCGGACGAGGAUUUGGAAAGUGACAGUAACGGCAGUGAAGAGUUCCAGAUAUUGUGAAGUGUUUGAAGGCGGCCUGGGAAGGUUUACCGGCGGGAAGGUGGGGUUCCGGCUGCGCGAGGGCGCGACGCCCGUGUUCCUGCGCGCGCGCCCGCUGGCGUACGCGCUGCGCGAGCCGGUGGAGCGCGCGCUCGACCAGCUGGUGGCUGACGGCGUGAUCACUCCGGUAAACUCGUCCGACUGGGCUACGCCUAUAGUGCCGGUGAUGAAAAAAGACGGAACGAUUCGGGUAU
Leguminivora glycinivorella is the source of this 1448-nucleotide messenger RNA. RefSeq lists its product as uncharacterized. Bases 259 to 1215 code for a protein of 318 amino acids. The record is from RefSeq and is a predicted model, not a curated record. Gene Ontology annotation, molecular function: zinc ion binding; nucleic acid binding. The transcript has 2 exons. Lineage: Eukaryota; Metazoa; Arthropoda; Insecta; Lepidoptera; Tortricidae.